UUAAACUUUGACAAACAGUUUAAAGUGAUUUUAGUUAGUUUUGACUUUUUUUUUUUACAUUUUUAUUUGGUCGCAAUAAGUCACACAUUAAUCUCAUGUUGUAGUCCAUUUUAAUCACAUUUCUGCGCAAAAUUUAAGUAUUUAAUUAAGGGUUAUAUGGUAUUUAAUUUACAUCUUAUCUGUUAUGCAGCACUUUGGUAACCUUGUUGAGGCCAACAAACACGAAUAUGGAAUAAUGACAAAAAAAAAUAUUACUAUAAUAAAGAAAAAACUACAACAACUUAUGUGGAGUUACAGUGGCCCUAAAGAUCAACUGAAACUAUGACGUCAACUCCUAUUCCUUCUAAAUAAAAAAUAAUUAAUAAAAUAUCAAAAAAAUUCAAAAAGCUAUGAAAUAUUGAUUAUCUUAAAAAAUCUAAAAACUAAAUCUUAUGAAAUUAAGAUUAAAAAACAUCUCGUAUGCUACACUGUUUUAAAAAAAAGAAAAAUCUCAUAAAAAAUAAAAAACACAAAUUGAAAAAUAUCCUUGAUAUGAAAGAAGAAAACAUUUUCGAUGCAAAACAUUCCGAUUUUUGUACAUAUAUCUAUGAAUGACAUAAAAUACUAAAAACAGAAAAAACUCAACCUCCUGAAAAAAGUAAAAAAAAAAAGAAUAAAAUAAAAUGAAUAUUUGAAAUCAAAAACAAGAAAAUAAAUCAAACAAAUAAUAUUUCAUUAUACAAAAAGUAUCUGAAAACAUUGGUGAAAAUAAUCUGUUGAUGUGAAUUUCUGUUUAUUAUUAAUCUUGCCCAUAUUUUUCCUUCCCUACUUUUUUAUUUACAGUAUUUUAUGAAUCAGUCUGUUGUCAAUGGAAAUAUUUUUUUCUUUUAAUAAAAUGUUUAAAAAAUGAUUUUAUUUCACUGAAAUGUUUUUUUAUUUAUUUCUCCACAUGUUUUUUUGCAGUCGACCUUCAGGGCCACCGUAGUGGACAGUUAUGUGUUGAGCUCUGACAACAUAUCUUCAUGCAUUGAUGUGAAUUUCUUGUCAUUUUAUUUUUUUUCCUUUUUUUCUUCCUUACUUUUUAUUUACUGUAUUUUAUGAAUAUUUUUGUUGUCAAUUAAAAUAUUUUUUCCUUUGAUAAAAUGUUUUAUGUUUGUAAUUAUUUUCUUUUUUACUGAAAUGUUUUUUUUCUCCACAUGUUAUUAGUAGUCGACCUUCAGGGCCGCCGUAGUAGACAGUGUGUGGACCCCUGAUAACAUGUCAUGAUGUGUUGCUGGUCUCUAUCGGCUGAUGUCUCAGGUUUCUCUCUGCAGACAUGAUGUUGGGCUGAAAAGACACCGAGGAUCGCUCUUCUGAAUACAGGAGCAACACAGAAACACGCUCUCCUGCUCCUCCUCCUCCUCCUCUUAGGGGGUCCCUGUAGCCCCCUAUCCCGUUGUCAGAGCAGCCACCUCCCACUUCACUCCUCCUCCUCCUUUUUCUGUCGUCUUCCUCCUCCACCCUUCCUCCCUCCUCCUCCUCCUCCGUCAGUCGAGGAGCGUCCCCGUCUCUCUCCGGCUGCUCUCCUCUUCAUCUCUCGGUUUUAUUCCUCGCUGUUUGGAGGUAAGGAGGUUUUUAUUUCACACUCACACGCUGAUCUAAAUGAUGGUCUGUUUUGUGUUUGUUUGUUCCGGGAGAUCAGUCUGUUUUUAUCGGGCAGUUGCUGCUGCAGACGCACUUGCCUCCUCUGCUCCUCUCCUCUCCUCCUCCUCAUCCUCGGCGUUAUUGAGCCCCAGACCCUGAAGGCCACAUGAUGAAGAGCAGAAAGACGAUUAAGCUGUUUGUCUGUUUUUUUUUUUUUUUUUUUUUUCAUUUUUAACAGAUCUGUGUUGGUGUGUGUUGCUGGUUGUCUGCAGGCCUCAGUCCGGAUCCUAAUUACGGUCAUCAGUGUUAUCUUGCUUAUUACACAUCUGUAAACACUGAUCAGGAUAAAUGCACGGCCCAGGCUCCAAAUAACAACCAUCCACAGUCAGGAACUCCUCUGCAGGUUCAUUUAGGCUGAAAAAUAAAGAAUAAAAAAAUAAAACUUGAAUAUUCUAAAGGAGAUUUCUGUUUAUUCAGAUUACAGUCAGAGAUAUUCACCCAUUUCUCCUCUACAAGAGGGCGUAAUCUGCUCAUGUUUGGCUUUUUUUGAAGCUCCAUUUAUCAUCCAAUCAUUUCCAGUGUUGACCACUUUAUUGACUUAUUGAUCAAUAAAGUGGUCAACACUGACCAGAAAAUACUGAGAAAUACACAGUCAGAGUCAAAUCGGAUCAUUUACAAUAGCAGGAAAGAGAAAACCAGAUCAUGUUUAACUUUAUUCAACAGUAAUUUUCUAACUGAUGCAUUUAUAAUUCAGGUUGUAGUCUAAUCCUAACUUUAAUGAAAACAGAGCUGAGAUCAGGGAAAGUCAAAGUUUUACUUGAAUAAGGUGGGGGAAACAACAGUAAAUUUAACUGAAAAUGUAAAACCUUUAAACAGUAGAAAGACAAGGCAGCAGUGAACAUAAUAUAUUCAUUUACUUAAUCCCUCCUGUUAACACUCAGCAUCUCUUCUUGUCUUUAUUGUGAUCAGCUAAAACAAUAAUAAGACUAUCUCAUUUAAAAGAUCUACAGAGAUCAGUUAUUAAGAUGAAACACUGUUAGAUAUUAUUUUAUCUAUCAGUUUUUCUGUAAAAAUCCUCAAAAUCUUCCUUUAAAACCCAAUAAAUACAUGACAGUAAACUCUGAAGUUUGAGUCUUAAAAAACUACAAAACCAUAUUUUCAGUUUGCCUUCAGAAGAUUUUAGACUAAUAAUAUAACCAUAAAAUAAUCAAUAAACUAAAAUAAUCAAUAAAUUGUAAAAUAAUCAAUAACCUAAAAUAAUCAAUACACAGUAAACAACCAGCAGAUUGUUUCACACAUUUUAAAAACAUCCUGAUUAUAAUUUUUGUUUUUAGAGAAACCGUCGCUCUGUUGGACACCCAUCUGAUUACAUGUGUUUAAAUUGUGUGUGUGUGUGUGUGUGUUUGUACUAAUGCCCCCCCCCCCCCCCACACACACACACACACACACACACACACACACACACACACACACACACUCACAGACAGUGAACAGGCCCGCUCUGAUGGCUCUGUGUCGGUUAAAAGCUCUCACUGAUAAGACUAUCGGACACACAGAGCACUCAGAGCCACUCUGAUGGAUCAGCCGUCCUCUGAGACUCACACGUUCACUCACUCACAGGAAGUGGCUGAAUGAAUUCACUUCUCCUGAGGCCUACAUUUUGUUUUAUUCUUAAAAAAAAGGUCAUAUUUUCCUCUCUCAGAGUACAAAGAGCCGCUUUUCCUCCUUAAAUGAAGUCAAAGAUUCAUCGAUUGAUUAAUCAUCAAUAAAUCAUGACCAGGAAAAUGCAACAUAAACAACAAGUUUGAGGCUCAUAAUAAAAUUAAUGCUAACAUAAGCAGACCGACAUGCUGAGGAGGAACACCAGGCUAAUGAUCAUGUUCACUUAAAGGGGCACUAUGUAGUUUUUAGAAAUUAUUAUUGUUUUAUUUUUGCUACGGUAUCGAAGUUUGGGGCCAUACAUACUUCACAAGGAUAAGACCACUGAUUAUGUCACUAAACUAAUACUAACAGAUUGUUUAUUAAACAGGAAUACUGAAAUUUAAAGACUUAGUAGAAACACAAACACUGGCUGUAAUGUAUAAAUCAAAAAAUAGAAUAUUAGCAGAAAGUAAACAACAAAUGUUAGAUAUUAGAUCAGAUGACGGAGAACAAAGGAGGAAGUUUCAUUUUAAACACCUGUUUGUAUGGACAACUCUGAAGCAGAUGUGUUUUUCUGUAGUGGGAGUUCAACUAUGAAACUGUCAAAUUAAUGAAAUAAAGACCUGUACAAAUCUAUAACAAGCCAAGAAAAUGUUAAAGGAAAAUACAGUUAGAAAUUAGGACAAAAGUAACCAACGAUUGUGGGGCUGACGAAAAGUCAACUUGAAAUGCUGUCUAAUAUUGAUAUUUAUUAUUAUGUUUGUUUUGUUUACUUCAUGGUAUGACUACAGAAAAAUCAGUGACCAAUACGUCUCUUUUGUUUUUUGUUGUUUUAUUGUUAUUGGGGUUUUUUUUGUGCUUUGUUUUGUUUUUCUGUUUUGUUUUGUUUUGCUUUGUUUUUUGUUUUGCUAUAGUUUUGUUUAUGUUUUGUUUUGUUUUGUAAGAAUAUUGCUCAGUGAUCGAUUAUAAGAACAAUUAGACUUUGAGUAAGGGGUCAGGUAAUAUAAGAUUAGCCUGGCUGGGCCAUCCAGUUGCGUGAAUCACUUGCCGUUCCUUCCCACAACAGUCUGGACUUCGGCCAAUUGGGAGCCCUGAAAGUGGGCGUGAGUACUUUCCUUAAUAGACAGACUACUGUAACCAAUCACCGUAACCAAACAUCUGACGUCAUCAGAGUGCACAACUGUGUUCCCUGCUGAGCUUUCAAGCAUCAAGUAAAGGUUUGGUAAUAUUUCAAUGUGUGCGAGCAAACAAUGUCUUUUACGUCUUCUUCUGUGGAUAUAAACGAUUUCUGCCAACUUUGCAAAGUCAACUGCAGAAUUAGCGGCGUUCUGAAUGAACAGCGCUUUGAAAAGUCCUGCAGCAUGUGUUAGACGUCACCAUCUACACAUGGACCAAUCAGGGGCUGCCUUUCCUUGUUGUCCGGGGAACAGUGGAAACACAGUAACUGAUUGGCCCGGUUAUCUUCUGAUUUCUAAUACAUGCUCCGAAAUGGCCGAAGUCCAGACUGUUGUGGGAAGGAACGGCAAGUGAUUCACGCAACUGGAUGGCCCAGCCAGGCUUAUAUAAGAUGUUUCUUCUCCCUGCUCCCUUCCAACCAAGGGAUAAGACAUGUUCUAAUGUGACAUGAUGUUGUCAAAUGGAGAAAUUGCCUUGGCUGGAAGAAAGAAAGAAAGAAAGAAAGAAAGAAAGAAAGAAAGAAAUUGAAAAUAAGACAUUCUUAUAUCUGUUUAAAGCUCCUGUGGAGAGUUUUCUGACGUUAGUGAAAGAGACUAAAAUUCACAUGAAUGUUUUCAUAUCAAAAAUAAAAAUAAACAAGAACAUCAGAGAAGAAGGGGGUGUUUUCGUUUUUGUGGUUUUCACAUGUCAAAAUCAGCAGGACCUCGAAAUAUGUCCACAACAAGCUUUAGCAGAGACCGCUCUGUCCACAGGGGGCGCUAAACUGGACACAAACCAAACGUCUCUCACAGGAUCUUUAAUGCUGCAUUUGAGUAACCUCAGACAUCAGAAGUCGGAGCUGGGAAUGACGUCACACGCAAGUUCUCAGCGUUUCAGUUACCAAGUCAGAAAAAAGCAAAAUCGGAGGCUGAAACAAGAUGGCUACUAGCCUGGCUGGGUCAUCCUGUUGCGUGAAUCACUUGCCGUUCCUUCCCACAACAGUCUGGACUUCGGCCCAUUGGGAGCGUGUACUCCCGAUCAGAAAAUAAUCCGGCCAAUCAGAGACCGUGUUUCCACUGUUACCCGGACAACAGGGAAAGGCAACCCCUGAUUGGUCCAUGUGUAGAUGGUGUAAAUAACAUUGGUAAAUGUAGCCAUCUUGUUUGUGUUUUUGUAAACAGUGUGUGAGCAUUUAGAGGAAGAAGAAGAAUUAUUAGAGAGUGGCUGUUGUGUGUAAAAGAAUUACUCCUGACAAACAUCUCCUAGAUUCUGAACAUAGCUCAGAUCCACCUGUGUUUCCUCUCUGACUGGGGGGGCCUUUGUUCUGACCCAAACUUCUGUCUGCAGGUUUCUGCGGGUCCAAAGCAGCUGAGCAGAACCAGCAGAGAGCUCCUCCCUCACUGAUCUGGUGUCAGUUUUUGGGCGUCUGUGUGCCGACUCUCUGGAGGGAGGAGUAUAACCACGGCGAGAACUGUUGAGGAUCGGCUGGGCGUUGGCCCAGCUGGGUGAGCUGAUAAACAGAGGGGGGGGGGGGUGAGGCUGCAUGUGCUGAUGGAGGAGGAGGAGGAGGAGGAGGAGGAGGAGGAGGGAGAGGAGGGCAGCAGAUGAAAGAGAAGACACAACAUGAGGAGGGGGUUCACAGGAAGUUGGGAUCUUUCAGCGGAGGAUUUCCUCCUGAGGCUGAGACCUCAGUGGAGUGACUCUCAUGCUGUUAAAGUACAACGAGUCUUUCCUGUCAGCAGGACUGCCCCCCAGUCCCCUGAGGAGGUCCUGAUAACAGCUGGACCUCAACCAGGUUCACAGGCUUGUUUUACACUCAGUCUCCUUGUCCUCACCCUGAGGGACAGACAGGAGGAAGGAUCUACUCUCUCAUCAUCAUCAGGAUUUCUCUGUUUUCACGGUCCCGGUUCCUGGUUCCUGGUUUUUUUGUUUACCUAGAUUCCCAAGUGUCUAGAGUCCCCUGUUUCUUGACUCCCAUAUUUGAAAUCCAGAGACCAAAGGGUCCUAAAGAGAGAUCUUCCUUUUGUACCGGAUUCUAUUAGAAUUCCCAAAGGGGGUCUGGUUUUGUUGUUUAGUGUUCUCAGAAGUCCCGGGCUCCUCUGCCCUGCCUUUAUCAUCUGUUCCUUUGUCAUCUGUUCCUCAUAUUCAGCCUCAGGUCCAGUUCUGGUUCUGCUCACAUAUGUUCUGUUUUCUGAACAGGGUCUGCUGUAGGAGCUGGUCUUUCCUCAGACCAGCAUCCAGCUGAGUCAUCCUGAACCUCAUUCAUAAAGUCCACUGUGGUGAUCUGGAUUUACUGACACCUCCCCUCUGUCUGCCCCCCCCCCCCCCCCCAUUUUUUUUCCAGGUUCAAACGGAGCAGCAGGACGGUUUCUCUCCGGUCAUGCAGAAGGUAAUCAGUCCUCCUCCAACCCCACCUCAUCCUGAACGUCUACAAAAAGGUCGUAUCCUCCGAUCGUAGCUGAUCGUAACCAUUUAAGUUAACGUGUCAAUUUCCACCGGCUUCUUUCCCAAACUCCAAUUAUUGUCGGACUAAGGAGUUUACAUGAACUUCAGUUGUCCGGUCUUAAUCGGAAUAAGGCGAUAAUUCCAUUUUCUCGGGUGUCAUGGAAAUGCACUGCAUGAUUUCUAAUUCUACGUUGAAAGGACAACUGGACUUAGUUUAGACGUUUCGCCCGAGGCAUGCAGAGAUUUCCACUCCAGAGUCAUGUGACUAACCUGUUGGAUAUAGUUGGUUUGAAAUCAUCUAAAAACCAUAAAAAUCUGUUUAAUUUCCGAUCAUUUUAACCCUUUAACCCUGGUAAGUGGAUUUAAUUUAAUUUAAAAAACUUUUUUUUUUAAGUCUGUGUCUCUGAUUCUGGAGUUUUCUUAGAACUGAGUCUCAGAUUUGUUCUGACCCGUCCAAUAACAGUCUUACCGACAAUUUCCACGGCUACGAAAAGUUCAUAUCCUCAGAUCGAAUCUGAUCGUAACCAUUCAAGUUAAUGUGUCAAUUUCCACCGGCUUCUUUCUGUUCCGCUGCAGAUCGCCGGACUGCACAGCUGAUCACAAGAGUUCUAUUUGAUUCCGGAUGCCGGAGCAUGCCGGAUAAAUUCAGCACAGAUUAAUCCGUGCUGGAAAGGAAGUCAGGCACAGACACAAAAUAAAACAUCCGGCUUCUUUUCAAAAUAUAAAGUUAAUUUAUUAACUAAGGUUCAGGAGUAGGACCACGCCUCACCACACCUUCAAUCACCUGACUAGCAUAUUUAUACACAGUCAGCCCACUACACUCCAUUUGUCUGCAAUUCUCUAAGGAGCACAGACAGACCGUGCGCCAAGCAGUAACGCUCGCUCGCAUUCAAAGAAACUGUUAAAUUCAGCCACUUACAUGGAACUCCAGCUGCACAACUUGGACAAGGAUCUUUAUGACGAACUUUUCCAGGUUAAUUAUCCUUCACCUGGUGAGCAGCAAUCGGACCACGGCCAAGCUCCACUGCAGAGCCACUUGCGCUCCGUGGUUAGCAUCCCGCAACCACGCCGUACACAUUCAAGCUCCCUGAACAUCAUCCCAAUGACUCCCGACAGAUCACCAGCCUCAUCUUCACCAAGAAGAUCUGUAGACCAUAGGAGCUACAAUCACCUACUCCGCUCCCCAUUACGUCGCUCUCACCGCUCAGCCACAGGCAUUUCAACACGCUGCAGCAAGGUUCGCUGAGACGACAGACUCUGUGCCCACGAACGAGGAUGACAUCAGCAACUGGACUGUCCCCUGUCCCUGUUGGUCCCUGAAAGCAAGAGGCAUCCCAUUCCACCGCAACGACAAUAAAGCAAGGCUAUUCCUGCUCUACGAUUCCUUCACAAAGACCACAGCUGCAGCAGCCAUAAAUCCUGUGCUUCCUGCUUCCCCGCCCGAGCCAAUCACUGUCACUAACGUCAGGAGUGACGUCACAGAACAGCUCCCUCAACCACAGCUCACCUCAUCGGCUCCCCCUGGCGGGGACCAGGUCGUAUCACCCCCUGUGCCUGCUCCCUCUGUGUCUGACUUCUCUCAAGCUACCACAGCUUUCUUUACUUCCCUGUGUUCGCAGGCUGCACCAAAUCCCUGUGCACAUACAUCCUGUCAUCCCAACUUCCCUUUCUCCUCUCUUCUUUCAGCCUCUAACAACAAUACGGCUUCUGUUCCCCCUCUUCCCACCAUAGCCAGUUCCUUAGUUCUUCAAGGAGCCCCUCCAGCAAUUCACAACACUGGCUAUUCUCGACCCCCUCCGUUUCCUACUGAUCUAUCCUAUCAACCCUCCCUCCCCAUCCCCACCCCCUCCCUUCCCCAACACCCAAAUAUAUUUCCGCCUCCUGUUCAUAAUUACACACUAGCCACAGCCGCUCCACCUAUUCAACCAGCUUCAUCCAUCAACUGUGCGUCACCCAUUUCACCGGCACUAUGCCAACAAAUUCUCUCCGGUAAUUACGUCAAUCUAGCUCAGCUACUCCACCCAUCCAUAACUGACACAAGACAGCCUAGGGAGAUGGAAACCAUUUUCGGCCCAGUUCAGCUCCACGACCCACUUCCAUCCAGGUCAAUUUGCCUUAGCAUUUUCACUCUUCCGUGACACCAUCUGUUCAGUUUUUCCAUCUCGCAGGUCCGAGCUUGACGAUUACCCCUUCAUAAUCCUAGACAUGGCCCUGCGUUUUGGCGGCACAGGCUUUUACAGUUACCACGUGCACUUCGCUAACCAGGCAGCCGGCUGCAUCCAGCAGUUCAAUCAGAACACAUACUGGGGCACACUCGACUCCGAAUUGUAUUGCCGCACCUCCCUCUCUUGUGAGCUAUGUGGAGCCCCCUCCCACCCUGCCACAGCAUGCAUCGUCAGCGCCCCAGCACCCCAUCCACGCCUUUAACACCACAGUCUUUAACCGCUUGUCACCUGCUGCACCUCCACCUCCAAUCAUACCUAAGCCCCUAGACAUUCGAUCCACUGUCAGUGUUCCCAUGCCAAAAGGAGUCGACAAGAGAGGAAAGCCUAUCCUAUACCAAGCCGAAAGGAUGGUUUGCAAUAACUUCAACCACCUCGGGUGCACCCUCUCCAUCUGUCUCUUCCAGACUCCUUCUGCAGGGUGCCCAUGCCAGCUGCACCUGCCCACAUAACCCAACUAUGCCCACCAGCUGACUAGCAGAGCACCACAGCUCACCCAUUAAGGUAAACGCUCUAGCUGCAGCUCUAAAAAAUCACCCAGACAGAGAGUUUGUCAACUUCCUUCUUAACAGCUUCACUCACGGUUUUCAUCUUGGCAUAGACAUUCUCCCCGACACUUCACAUACCUGCCAAAACCUUCAGUCUACUCUGAAGGAACCCAACAGCAUUGAUUCCUUGCUAGCAAAAGAGGUCAAAGAGGGAUUCAUGAUAGGCCCAUUUAAAGAACCACCUUUCCCCGUUUCGGGUCAGCCCCCUCAGCAUAGCCACUCUUAAAUACUCCGAGGAUGAUCAUAGACCUUUCCUCCCCCCAUGGUUCACAAAUCCCCAGCAUCAACAGCAUCAUCCCAUGCCCUGAUUUCUCAAUACAAUAUGCAUCAAUCGAUCAUGCCAUCACUCUCAUCCGUCUCACAGGCCAGGGAGCUUGGCUCUCCAAAGCAGACAUCACAAGCGCAUGUAAAGUGCUACCCAUAUACCCCAACUUCUGGUGUUACUCUGGUGUCAGCUGGAAAGGAGCCUAUUACUUUGCAGUGCAUCUCACUUUCGGUUGCAGAAGCAGCCGUAAGAUCUUUGACUCCCUCUCAGAAGCACUGUGCUGGAUUCUCACUAACAAUCACAGACUCCCAUUCAUUCUACACCUCCGAGAUGACUUCCUCAUCGUCACUCCACCAUCAUCCCCUCCCAAGUUCGGACUCACCACCCUUACAGACUGCUUUUCAGAGUUGGGUGUACCUCUUUCAAAAGAAAAAACUUCAGGGCCUAGCACCUCAAUGGAGUUUUUAGGUAUUACUCUAGAUUCAGUUUUCCUCCAAGCAUCUCUACCUCACGAAAAGAUACAGCAUAUCACCCUUCUCCUCUCUAACUAUCUCCUAGCAGAUAGAUGCACCAAACGCCAGUUACUGGCCCUCCUUGGUCACCUCAACUAUGCCACCCAAAUCAUCCCUCAGGCAAAAUCUUUCCUUUCCAAUCUCCUAACAAAAGCUGCAGCAGUCCCCUCCUCGCAUGACAGAGUGGUAUUGGACAAAGCAUGCAAAAUGGAGAUAAACAUGUGGCAAUAUUUCCUGUCCUCUUGGAACAGCAUUUCUUUCUUCUAUGACGAUUUCAUAACCCAAUCAGAAGACAUUCAACUGUUCACAGAUGCAGCUCCCUCUAUAGGUUUCGGAGGCUACUACAGGGGGAGAUGGUUUGCUUCCACCUGGCUUGCAGAACUAAAAGACUUCGACUCGAAAUCCCAAUCUCUUUCGUCAGCCCUUCAUGAACUCUACCCCAUCAUCAUUGCAGCCUUACUUUGGGGGCAAGAAUGGUCAAGAAAAUCUAUACUCAUACACUCAGAUAACACAGCAGUUGUAGAAAUCCUGAACAAAGGCAGAUCUCAUUCCCCGUCAAUCAUGCAGUUUCUGCGCAGACUCACACUAAUCUCAGCUCACCAUCAAUUCAUUCUCAGGGCAGCUCAUAUUCCUGGAUAUCAGAACACCAUUGCUGACACUCUGUCUCGCUUCCUUUCAGAAAUUCAGACAUCUGGCCACAGAGUCGGAUCCGCAUCCCUCACCAGUCCCACCGUUUUCAGCCACAACAUUCAAUUAACUCCCCAGCUAAUAAACCUCACUCAUGCCUCACAAGACGCAAUUCUCAACAGUCUUGCUCCCAGCACUCUAUCCGCUUACCUGACAGGCUGGAACCGCUUCAAGUCCUACCACUCCAUAUACCAGCUGCCCUUCCCAUCUAUGGAUAUCGUAUCCAUCUGCAAUUUCAUAACUCACACAUACACCAUCCAAAAUAUUUGAUCCUCUACCAUUCAGACUUACCUCGCUAGCAUCAAUUUCUUCCUCAAACUCAUCACCAGCUCUCAAUGUACCGCCAUCUCCCACUCUCACUUCACCAUGCUAAUCAAGGGUUUAAGAAAACAGGAACCUACUAUCCCCAUUAAGCACCUACCACUCACCUCCGACCUACUCAGCCUCUGCAUUCGUACCCUACAUUCAGGCUACUCAUCUCCAACAGUUGAUUCUACACUAGAAUCAAUGUUCCUGCUCGCCUUCUUUGGUUUCCUCAGAUUCUCCGAAUUCACUCCGACCUCUUCCGUCUUCAAUCCAUCCUAUCACCCCAAACUAUCAGACAUCACAGUUAUACAUCAGCUCCAGGUAUGCAGCUCAAGCAUCACCUCACGACCCCCUUUUCCUUACCGAAAACGGAAAAAUGGCUACACGAUUCUGGUUCCUUAAACACCUGUAUCAACUCCUCCUCAUGUCAGGCAUAACAUCAGAGUACCACUCAGCCCAUUCAUUCCCCAUCGGCGCAGCAUCCACAGCAGCCAGGCUUGGCAUAUCAAAUUGAACAAUCCAAAUCCUCGGACGAUGGUCAUCUCAGGCAUACCUCUCCUACAUUCGUAAUAAUCUCCACGAUCUGCGUCAGGCCCACCCUCAAUUAAGCUCCCUUUCAUUAUAACUCUUUGGGGGUCGGAUGAAGCUUGGGCUGAGACGGAACCCCCAUCCUGAGUUUCUCACUGCCGGGCCUCUACAGAACCUCCCAGACCAACCAGACAUGCGACACUCCUCAUCAACGUCAUUAUCCAUCACAACAUACACGCAUCAGACAAGAUAUACACACUCCUGAAUUUGUAUUAAAUAUUCAAACUUACAUCCUUGUGGCAUGAUCAUUGCUAGUGAAAUGAAGUUAAUGUAUUAACUAAGGUUCAGGAGCAGGACCAUGCCUCACCACACCUUCAAUCACCUGACUAGCAUAUUUAUACACAGCCAGCCCACUACACUCCAUUUGUCUGCAAUUCCCUGACCCACCCUCCCUCCCUCUCUAUUUAACAUUAACGCUUCUACUACCUCUCUACCAGUGGCGGCUGCUGGUCUUUCACGGAGGGGAAGCUCAUUUUUCUGGCCUACAUCAUAAUUGUGUUUGUUUAUUAGUAUGUAACAGAACAGAGUCGCCAAACACAACGGCAGUCGUUUUUAACAAAGACAAAAGUCGCUGAGGAUCGGUAAAGUCUCUAGAGCAGUUAAGAACAACGGAAUGAAUAACUUGGAAAAUGCUCUGGUAGAUGUUUUAUUCUUCAAGAUCGCUGAUUCGCUUGUUUAGCUGUCAAUCAAAAAAGGAUUUCGCCUCAGACAGCUCAUCCAAUCAUGGAUGCAGAAGCUCGAAGUCCGGGAGACAGUCGGGACCGCCCUCUCGCCAUAGAACUCCAGAGACGCCGAGCGUCCGAUGGGCGGGACAAAGCCCAGCAUUUAUCCAAUGAGCGUCUAGUUUUGCUGCUGGAACAACCCACUUUGAGCUUCCACAUUGAAGUCUGCAGACUCUGAGCGUCCGGCUGUGUGAAGCACUGAGGCGCUGUGAGGAUGAAUGAGAACGAAGUUAUGCCGGUUUCCUGUGAUUAUCAGCUUUUUAUCACAGUGUCUGAACAAAAGAUGAAGGCUUUCUAGCGCGUAUUUAGUUAAUGAAAUGUACACACAGCAGUACGUAUUUCACCACUUUUCUUUUUUUGGGGGGGUGACAUAUUAAGGGAAGCUGAGCUUCCCUUGCAGUCUUAGAGCAAUCGCCACUGCUGUCUACCUCCGCCUCUCUCCGAUCUCUCUUCAUUUCAGAUAUAGUCUGGGUCGGACAAAGCUUUGGCAGAACUACGCCUGAGACGGAACCUCCAUCCCCCAUCCCGGGCCUCUACAGAAACUCCCAGACCAAACAGACAUGCGAAACUCCUCAUCAACGUCAUUAUCCAUCACAACAUACACGCAUCAGACAAGAUAUACACUCACCGGCAACUUUAUUAGGUAUACCUGUCCAACUGAUCGUUAACACUUAAUUUCUAAUCAGCCAAUCACAUGGCGGCAACUUAGUGCAUUUAGGCAUGUAGACAUGGUCAAGACAAUCUCCUGCAGUUCAAACCGAGCAUCAGUAUGGGGAAGAAAGGUGAUUUGAGUGACUUUGAACGUGGCAUGGUUGUUGGUGCCAGAAGGGCUGGUCUGAGUAUUUCAGAAACUGUUGAUCUACUGGGAUUUUCACGCACAACCAUCUCUAGGGUUUACAGAGAAUGGUCCGAAAAAGAAAAAAUAUCCAGUGAGCGGCAGUUCUGUGGGCGGAAAUGCCUUGUUGAUGCCAGAGGUCAGAGGAGAAUGGCCAGACUGGUUCGAGCUGAUAGAAAGGCAACAGUGACUCAAAUAACCACCCGUUACAACCAAGGUAGGCAGAAGAGCAUCUCUGAACGCACAGUACGUCGAACUUUGAGGCAGAUGGGCUACAGCAGCAGAAGACCACACCGGGUGCCACUCCUUUCAGCUAAGAACAGGAAACUGAGGCUACAAUUUGCACAAGCUCAUCGAAAUUGGACAAUAGAAGAUUGGAAAAACGUUGCCUGGUCUGAUGAGUCUCGAUUUCUGCUGCGACAUUCGGAUGGUAGGGUCAGAAUUUGGCGUCAACAACAUGAAAGCAUGGAUCCAUCCUGCCUUGUAUCAAUGGUUCAGGCUGGUGGUGGUGGUGUCAUGGUGUGGGGAAUAUUUUCUUGGCACUCUUUGGGCCCCUUGGUACCAAUUGAGCAUCAUUGCAACGCCACAGCCUACCUGAGUAUUGUUGCUGACCAUGUCCAUCCCUUUAUGACCACAAUGUACCCAACUUCUGAUGGCUACUUUCAGCAGGAUAAUGCGCCAUGUCAUAAAGCUGGAAUCAUCUCAGACUGGUUUCUUGAACAUGACAAUGAGUUCACUGUACUCAAAUGGCCUCCACAGUCACCAGAUCUCAAUCCAAUAGAGCAUCUUUGGGAUGUGGUGGAACGGGAGAUUCGCAUCAUGGAUGUGCAGCCGACAAAUCUGCAGCAACUGUGUGAUGCCAUCAUGUCAAUAUGGACCAAGCUCUCUGAGGAAUGCUUCCAGCACCUUGUUGAAUCUAUGCCACGAAGAAUUGAUGCAGUUCUGAAGGCAAAAGGGAGUCCAACCCGUUACUAGCAUGGUGUACCUAAUAAAGUGGCCGGUGAGUGUACACACUCCUGAAUUUGUAUUAAAUAUUCAAACUUAUAUUGUUGUGGCGUGGUCAUUGCUAGUGAAAAAACACUCAGUGUUUCAGGAGGAUCGUAUUUCACACCAUGCAAACGGCCGGAGACGAACAAGUGAAAGGUUUUUAGAUGCCAUUUCACCCGAUGACACCAUGGAUGAGUAGAUGCUGAUUCUAGAAGUCUAGAAGUAGAUUUCCUCCUCUGGAAGGACACAAUCUAGUGCUUAUAUGUCUAUAUGUCUGUAUUUAUAGAGACAAGUCGUUAUCGCACGAUUGAACACGAAUCAACGGGUCUUUGUGAGUUCUCACGAUUCCCGCUGUCCGUAAUCUGCCAUGAAAUUCACCUCACAAAUGGAUCCGGUAGGAAUUGGUGAACAGCGAAAAUUGCAACGUUCCAGAUCGGAGCCGUUCUGAAUGCAGUGGAAAUUUGGAUAACUGUAGAGGACACAGACGCAGUUAAACAGGGUCGAGGACCAAAGAGCUCAGAUAGCAGACAGGAUGGAGACGUCAUGUCAGGAGAACAGCUGACUCCACAACCAGUGUUACUCUGCCUCCUAAAUCUUUCCAAUGAUCUCAUAGGUGGAGGGACCGGCGACUCCAGUCAACCUGCCAUCCUCCAGGGGCUCCAGCACACCGGGGUCUCCCGCCACCGGCAUCAUGGUAAGCACACCUCCAUCCCCCCAAUAAAAAGAAACCUGUCAGUCUGUGAACUCCUGAAGUCUAAGCUCUGACCUGUGUGUGUGUGUGUGUGUGUGUGUGUGUGUGUGUGGAGGCCCGACUGAACGACCAGGUGGUGGGUUACAGGGACCUGGCCGCUCUGCCCAGAGAUAAAGCCAUCCUGCAGGUGGAGAGACCCGACCUGAUGACCUACCAACCCCACCUGAGCUUCUCCUCCCUCGACCAGCCGCGCAGAGAGGUAAUGGUUAACCUUUGAAGGUCACAGAUAUUUAUCCACUUCCUGUUCUUUAUUUUUUUUUUUAUUGAAACUGUUUUAUUUUGAAAAUCUGCGGUUUGUUUCACGUGUUCAUAGACAUAAAAAUCUUAGAUUCACAGUAAAAAGCUAAAAGUGCGGGACGUUCAGGUUCCACAGAGCUGCUCACAUCCUGAUUGGUCCAUUUGAAUCUGGUCAUUCUACCAGAAUUGUUCAAAAUGGGGCCAGCAAUAUCUUAAAGGGGACCUGCCAUCAAAAUUUCAUACCCAUUUUUAUCAUUUUUUCAUAAUCCUUGAUGUCCUCUGAUCAUGUUUGCAACAUAAUUUUAGCUGAAAAGUUAUUUGAUGGUUUGUUUUAGUAUGCCUAAAAAACCUUACAGGAAAACCAACAGAUUUUGGCUCAUUAACAUUUAUGGUAAUGAGCUGUGCUCUGAUUGGAUCGCUGCUGUGAAGCCUGCUGUGCUCUGAUUGGCUCAGUAGUGGAGGUUCGGAUUUCGGUUUAUCCAUUUUGCUAAUGUGUGCUAAAGUAAGGUGCCCAGAUGUCUGUAAUGAUAUCCGGGGAUAUUUGGUGCGGCGGCGGUGGCGGUGCAGGGGCUGCAGGGGCUGUGUGAUCACAGACAAAGUCUCGGUACUAUUUAGUAGCAGCGCAUGCCCCUUGUAAUAACCCCCUUAAAAACUGUUGUUCAGGACUGCUUACUUUUGCUUCCUACCUAUUCGGCUACUGUAAUAACUGUUGUUCGAGCCCACACGCAACAUUUUUGCUCCCAUUCAUGAAACGCUUAAAUCAGGGACAUUUUCGGGGACAGCUUUUGCCGGGGAAAGGUCAUCCAAUACGGGGACUGUCCCCGGAAAUCGGGGACGUCUGGUCACCUUAUGCUAAAGACUAAAAAUGGCAGGUAUUAAACCAUAUAUUUUAGACCGCGAGUCCGAAGAGGAGGUGGAAGUUGAAGAAGAAGCCAGAGAUCUCCAGCGGUGUUUUCUCAUUCAUUCUGCCCAGCUUUAAGUUCAUUUUCCCGGCAGUGAACCCAAGGAAACACCGAUCAUUUGGAAGAGACCCAUAGCGGAUACAGUGGUAGCUGGGUCUUGCUCUGACUGUGAAUGAGUACGAGAACAAGAGAGUGGGCGCGGCUCACCGAGGACGCGCUCGUGAAUAAUAAUGAGCAAGGUCAGCGCGACGUCAGAGAGACCUGCUUUUUCAUUUGGCCUGGUUUACUCGUUCCUUUAUUUUAAACCUUUACAGAAUGCAAACGACGUAACGGUUUGUUUUCACAUUUACAACACAAGACGAGCAUAAUAUGGACCUUAUCUGACACAAAAAACACACAAAAUUACAUUUUGAUGGCAGGUCCCCUUUAAAACUUUGUAUUAUUCCCCCCAAUUUUUCCCUCGAUAUAUUGUACCAUAUCUAAAGGUCACAUAUCUAGUAAAAGAACUGUUCAUUUUUAUAUUUUGUAUUUUCAGAAUUUUUUUCCUCUCCCAAAAUGUGUCACAACAGAAACAUAUAUCAAAUUAUACUAAAAAAAUAUUAUAUUGACCUUUAAGAUUUUUUUCUUAUGUUGUCUACAUUCAUAAAAAAUUUCAGGACAGUUGUCACAAAUAAAUCAGUAAAAAUGAAUAUUUCAACGAAUUUAAAAGUUUAAAUAUUACAAUUCUUCAAAAAUCAAAUGUAAUAUUCGUUUGUUUGUUCGUUCGUUCGUUCGUUCGUUCCUUUUCUUCAGCUUCAUCUGGGUCGCCGGGGCAGCAGCUUCAGGAGGGAAGCCCAGACGCCCCUCACCCCAGUCACUUCCACCAGCUCCUCCGGGGGGAUUCCCAGGCGCUCCCAGGCCAGGCGAGAGAUAUAAUCCCUCCACCUGGUCCUGGGCUGGCCACGAGUUCUCCUCCCGGUGGGACAUGUCUGGAACACCUCUAACAGGAGGCAUCCAGAAGGCAUCCUAACCAGAUGCCCGAGCCACCUCAGCUGACUCCUCUCGACGUGGAGUAGCAGUGGUUCUACUCUGAGCGCCUCCCGAGUGUCCGAGCUCCUUACCCUAUCUCUAAGGCAGAGUCCGGCCACCCUACGAAGGAAACCCAUUUCGGCCGAUUGUAUCUGCGAUCUUGUUCUUUCGGUCAUUACCCACAGUUCAUGGCCAUAGGUGAAGAUCGGCACGUAGAUUGACCAGUAAAUCAAGAGUCUCGCCUUAUGGCUCAGCUCUUUGUUCACCACCACCGAUUGGUUGAGUGUCCGCAUCACCACUCCGAUCCGCCUGUCGAUCUCCUGCUCCAUCCUACCCUCACUCCUGAACAAGACCCCGAGAUACUUGAACUCCUCCACUUAAGGCAGGACCGCCCCUCCAAACUGGAGAAGGAAAUCAACCUUUUUCUGACUGAGGACCAUGGCCUUGGACUUGGAGGUGCUGAUUUGCAUCUCAGCCGCUUCAUGCUAGUCUGCGAACCACCCCAGCAAGAGGUGAAGGUCACUGCUCGACAAAGCGAGGAGAACCACAUCAUCCGCAAAUAGCAGCAAUGCGAUCCUCUGCCUGCCUAACUGGACACCCUCCACCCCCUGGCUGCACCUAGAAAUUCUGUCCAUAAAGGUUUUGAACAGAACCGGUGACAAAGGGCAGCCCUGGGAGAGUCCAACCCCUACUGGAAACGAGUCCAACUUACAACCGGCUACACAGACCAAGCUCGUGCUCCUUUGGUAAAGGGAUUGGACGGCCCUUAACAAGGAACCCUCCACCCCAUACUCCCGGAGCACCUCCCACAGGAUUCCCCUAGGGACCCGGUCGUAGGCCUUCUUCAAGUCCACAAAACACAUCUGGACUGGUUGGGCAAACUCCCGUCUCCCCUCAAGAACCCGAGCGAGGGUGAAGAGCUGGUCCGUCGUUCCACGACCGGGACGAAACUUGCAUUGUUCCUCCUCGAUCCGAGGUUCAACUAUCGAUCGGACCCUCUUUUCCAGCACCCUGGCGUAAGCUUUCCCGGGUAGGCUGAGAAGUGUGAUCCUCCUAUAGUUGGAACACACCCUCUGGUCCCCCUUCUUAAAGAUAGGGACCAUCACCCCAGUCUGCCACUCCAAAGGCACUGCCUCUGAUUUCCAUGCAAUGUUUUAGAGGCAUGUCAGCCAGGACAGCCCCAACACAUCCAGAGCCUUCAGAUACCCUGGGUGGAUCUCAUCCGCCCCUGGAGCUCCGCUGCCACGGAGUUGUUAAUGUAAAAUUUCUUUGUAAAAUGCCGAAUUUUUAUCAGAUUAAAUCCAAAGAUAAUAUUUAAAGAAACAGAACAUAAAGUCAUCAAAUUAGUGUGUUAAUAUAUGAGUUGAUAAAUCAUACUUUAUUUUUGACAUAACAUUAGCCCUAGCUCCAACUGGGUAGAUGGCAAAUCAUAGUUUUUGAUGCUUUGCCGUCAAAAACUGAAAACUGAAAAGUCUUAAAGGAGCAGGCGGUCAGCAGAGAGAGUUGAGGUGACAACAACACCGCACAAUGUAUACGACUUGAAAAACUGCCAGACAGCUGAGUUUACGAGAAGAGGGGCGGGGCUGCGCAGGACUGACACAUGACCUGGAAAUAGGAUUAAAUACUCUAAACUUUGGUUGAUAUGGUCAUUUCUGAAGAGGACUAAAGAGCCGGACUCAGGCUCUAAAAACCAGACCAUCCAAACCCCAGAGGUCGUAUUAAAGCUCCCUGCUGUGAUUGGAUGAUUCUAUACAUUUAUUAAAAGUCAUGUUUUUCUGUCUUUGCAGCGAUCUCUGUCCCCGCCCCCGUCAUCUCCUCCCAGGUCUCCUGAGGUAAGAGGUCCAUUUCUCUGUUCUCUAAUGAUGCUGCACCUCGUCUCUGCAGCUUUAAUAAACUCUUCUUAAAAUAAGCGCUGAGUCAUCAUGUCACAAACAGAGAUGAACUCCUGAUCACCCCUUCAGGAUCCUCCAUGAGCCGGUUUUGGGGUUUUUGAGAGGAGGAGGUUCUGAUGGAUGCUUCCGUCCUCUGUGAUCAUUCAAUCGCUCCUUUGUGUCCAUGAAAAAUGUGACCUUUAAAACCCAAAACAGAGAGCGUCUGUUUGGACCGCAGCGGAUCUUUAAAGGAGGUUAUAACGUCAUCGAAUAAAGAGUUUAAUCAGUUUAAGUCAGAGUUCAAAUCAUUUUCAUGUAAUAAGAGUUACUCAAAGAGAGGUUUUUAUAGUAAAACAUGGACUUGAGUUGAAGAGGCAUAAAUAGAAAUAUUCUUUCUUCUCAGAUUAUGACGGCAGGAUUAUAUAUGUGUGAAUCAGAUCAGGUUCAACAACAACUACGUCAGCUAAUGUUGGUUCAAGACUAUUUCAAUCAGACAAGAGGAUUUGUUUUUGUUUCAGAGGGAUGUCACAGUUUUUAUUAAAGAUGAAACAUCAAACUGAACUUUUCAGGAAAAUCAACACUCGGACUUCAAGGUGGUGUAGUCAGGAUCUGAUGAAGUUCCAGUUUUUAGGAGAAAUCUUGAAUGUAAACUCUACCCCCCCCCCAACCAGUUUUCCCCUCAGCUCCUCCUCUCCCCUCCCUCUCUGCUCCAGCAAGCCCCGCCCACAAACAGGCGCUCCUGCUUGCUAGUAUCGUUCCAAUUAAAUUCAGAUAUAAUGCAAAUAAAUACUUCAGAUAAUUACAAAUGGGGCCCAGUCAAUGUGAAAGUAAAAGCAUUGGUGCUACUGUAGAUGCCAACAGACUACCAGCAAACACAAUGUUUGCAGGACUUCUACAACUAGGAUAAAGUGACAUAGUCCAGGACCUGAGGUCAACAGUUUAGCGGCGCUACAACAUGCUACAGCAGGUCCCGUUUGACAAGAAACACUUCUGUUACAGACACUUGGCUUACUUUGUUAAAGUGGUUUACCUGUCCAACAGAAAGGUUACAGGGUCACCAAGAUCCCGAAGCGUCCCCCAUCGUUUAUGUUUACCUGUCUUUUUAGCUCUUGUCCGGUCUACCUCCUUAUUAAGCGCCCGUUAUUCCGCCAGAGUCUCCGGUAUUUUCGUUUUCUUGCUUGUGUUGGCUGUCAUGGCCAAAGGAGGAUUCAGACAAUUCUCCGAACUUUCUGGUUGGUUCCUACUGUCUGAUAUUGUAGCACGCUAACUUUGUUGGGGCUCGUGAACGACACGGGGGAGCAGCGUCUGCCUCACAACCAAUCAGGUUUAGGAGGUGGAGAACGGCUUUGUUUACAGUCAGAAAGAGCAGGCCGCUCAAAAAUGUUAAAAUGUUGACUACACAGACAUAAAAGAACACAGAGAUAUCGUUAUGCUACCAAAUCUCACCAAUAACUAAUAACUAUUGAUUGAUAUUAAAAGAUUUUUGUAUAAAAACACAAAAUAAAAAGAUGCUUCUUUAACGGAUUCCCGCCUACCCCACCUUUAAUUGAGCAUGAUAAGAACUUACUACAAUGACAGAAACCAUUUUUGAGAAACAUUUGACAUUUGUUUGGAUUUUAGAGUUUGAACCAUGUUACAUCUGUUUACAUGGAGGAGGCGGGCUUUAUAACCUGAACUAGGAGACUUUGGCUUCACUUUUAUGAAGCUGCUCGUCUUUUCACAUAGUUUCUAUAAUAAACAGGUCUAUUUGUACCUUAUGCAUGAACUAGCUUAACGUUUUAACAUGCUAACCUUAGGUACGUAGCAGCAAACACAGAAUUAACGUGUCAUUAAUUUAGCAGAUAAUUCAAAAUGUUACCAUUAUGUGUUGAAGGGUUAAAUGGUGUGUGUGUUUUACUUUCCAGUUAAAGCCUCGCAGAGCAGAAAGUGAGAGCGGCUCCCCCGGAGGAUCCACGCUGCAACUGCAGGCCGUACGCAAAAUCAGCACCAGCCAGCAGCACUUCCACAGACCAGGUGACCCUCCAGUAUUCACCCGAGGACCCGAACCCUGACUUUAACUUCUAAUCGAGUCCCAACAACAAACUUGUAUUACAUACAACAUGGGGACCCUAAUUUAGGGUCUCCAUAAUGUUCAUAAACAUGCAUGUGUGUGUUUCCCUACAUUUGAAAAUGCACAGGCCUGUGUUUUUUUUUUUCAUGAACUAAUUUGAGGUUACGAGAACGGCCACUGCUGCAAAUAAAAAAGAAUUAAAAAAAAAAGAUGCCACGUCGGAAGUCGUCGUCAUCGUCGUUUUCUUCCACUUCAGGAGGGAGCUCCAUCCUACCCUCACUCCUGAACAAGACCCCGAGAUACUUGAACUCCUCCACUUAAGGCAGGACCGCCCCUCCAAACUGGAGAAGGAAAUCAACCUUUUUCUGACUGAGGACCAUGGCCUUGGACUUGGAGGUGCUGAUUUGCAUCUCAGCCGCUUCAUGCUAGUCUGCGAACCACCCCAGCAAGAGGUGAAGGUCACUGCUCGACAAAGCGAGGAGAACCACAUCAUCCGCAAAUAGCAGCAAUGCGAUCCUCUGCCUGCCUAACUGGACACCCUCCACCCCCUGGCUGCGCUUAGAAAUUCUGUCCAUAAAGGUUUUGAACAGAACCGGUGACAAAGGGCAGCCCUGGGAGAGUCCAACCCCUACUGGAAACGAGUCCAACUUACAACCGGCUACACAGACCAAGCUCGUGCUCCUUUGGUAAAGGGAUUGGACGGCCCUUAACAAGGAACCCUCCACCUCAUACUCCCGGAGCACCUCCCACAGGAUUCCCCUAGGGACCCGGUCGUAGGCCUUCUUCAAGUCCACAAAACACAUCUGGACUGGUUGGGCAAACUCCCAUCUCCCCUCAAGAACCCGAGUGAGGGUGAAGAGCUGGUCCGUCGUUCCACGACCGGGACGAAAACCCCACAAUGGAAGUUACUGAUUCAAAUAAAAAAAGAAACUGUGCAGAUAAAAAACAAAAAGCCACAAUGAAAGUUGUAAGAAAAAAAAGUUACUGCAAAAACAAAAGGAUGCAAAAAACAAAAAAACAAAACAGAAGUGAGCUUUUGCGGACCAAUAAUGAUGAUGCACCAGUGGUUUAUGAUUUAGGCACAAAAGACGAGUAUUGAACUGAAAAAUGCCAAUGUCGUGUUAGCUUUGGCUAACACGGGAAACUCACUGUGCUCCGAAAGACCACCCACGAGAGGAGAAUCAAGUUCGGUAGCUUUACGGUUCGGUUACUGUACUCAAAGAAAUAAGUAUGCAAACCCCAUGCUUUUUUUCAUUAUUGGUUCCCGGCAGCUUACUUCCGUUGUGGCUUUUUGUAAAAAUCAACAUCCUUUUCUUUUUAUUUGCAGUGGGCUUCGGUUUCUUUUUUUUGCAUCAGUAUCUUCCGUUGUGGCCUCCUUUUUUUUUGCAUUCUUUUUUUUUGCAGCGGUGGCCGUUCUCAGCCACCGUAAUCAAACCGUCUUUAUGAAACAACAGAAACACUGAGAUCUUUGUGAAGUCGUGUCCUAGAUCUUCAACUCUGACCUCUGAACCUUCAUUUUCACAGAUAACGGCUCAAACAUCUACAGGAAACCGCCAAUCUACAAACAAGGUGACUUCCUGUUCAUCUCCCUCACUCUCAGAGUUCGUUAACACUUUCACUCUGAAUCAAAUACAUGUGUUUAUGUCUAUGCAGAGGCCAAUAAACCAGCUGAGAUCAGAGAAGUCAUCCACUCAGCCAAGUUUCCUGCAGCUCAGCCUCCAGACCCGAACCAACCCUCCAAGAUAGAGACUGAGUACUGGCCCUGCCCCCCCUCACUGGCCUCCAUGGGUAACUAACACACGCACGCACGCACGCACACACACACACACACACACACACACACACACACCAGCAGCUUAAAUUGAGGACGUUAUCAAAUCUGUUCUGUCUGAAUUAGAUUGAAUACUCGCUCAGAAAAAACUCUACAGGUGGUUCAGUCCAGAACCAGGACUUCAACCGGACCUGCAGCUAACUUGGGUCCACAAAGGCUUGAUACUGGGUUUUACAGAGGGCGAUGUUAAAGUGGACCUGGUUCAAAUCAGACCAGCAGAGGACCAGAAAGUCCAGAUCAAACCGCAGAGCCUGUUAAUCAAGUCCAAUCAGCACACGGCUCUGUGGGAAACCUCUGAGUGUUCUGGUAUUACUGGACUGGAUCAGACAGCUGAGGGGGGGUUGUGUUUUACCCCCAAUUUUCACCACAUCCAGAACGGCUCUGAUCCGAAAUGGCGGCGAUUUUCACCGUCUGCCAAUUCCUACCGGAUCCGUUUGUGAGGCGAAUUUUGUGGAGGAUUACAGACAGUAGGAAUCUCGAGAACUCACAAGAACCCACGGAUUCACGUUCAAUCGCGCGAUAACGAGUUAUCUCUAUAAAGACAGACACAUAGACAUAUAAGCAGUAGAUUGUGUCCUUCCAGACGAGGAAAUCUACUUCUAGACUUCUAGAAUCAGCAUCUCCUCAUCCAUGGUGUCAUCGGGGUGAAAUACCUUUCACUUGUUCGUCUCCGACUGUUUGCAUGGUGUGAAAUACAAUCCUCCUGAAACACAGAGUGUUUUAUUUUGAAAAGAAGCCGUAUGUUUUAUUUUGUGUCUGUGCCCAACUUCCUUUCCAGCACGGGUUAAUCUGUGCUGAAUUUAUCCAACAUGCUCCGGCAUCUGGAAAAAAUAGAACUCUUGCGAUCAGCUGUGGAGUCCGGCAAUCCGCAAAGGAACAGAAAGAAGCCGGUGGAAAUUGACACGUUAACUUGAAUGGUUACAAUCAGCUACGAUCGGAAAAUACUACCUUUUUCGUAGAUGUUCAGGAUGCAAUGGAAAUUGCCGGUAAGACUGUGAUUGGACGUGUCAGAACAAAUCUGAGACUCGGUGCUGAGAAAGCUCCAGAAUCAGAGACACAGACUUAAAAAAAAACAGUUCUUCAAUUAAAUUAAAGCCAUGUACCGGGGUUAAAGGGUUAACAUGAUCGGAAACAAAACAGAUUUUUAUGGUUUUCAGAUGAUUUCACACCAACUAUGUCCAACAGGUUAGUCACAUGACUCUGGAGUGGGAAUCUCCGCAUGGAAAGGAGAACUGGACUUAAGCGAAACGUCUCAACUAAGUCCAGUUGUCCUUUCAACGUAGAAUUAGAAAUCAUUCAGUACGUUUCCAUGACAAUCGAGAAAACUGAAUUAUUGCCUUAUUCCGAUCAAGACCGGACAACUGAAGUUCAUGUAAACACCUUAGUCCGAUUAAAAUUGGAGUUUGAGAAAGAAGCCGGUGGAAAUUGACACGUUAACUUGAAUGGUUACGAUCAGCUACGAUCGGAGGAUACAACCUUUUUGUAGACGUUCAAGAUGAGGUGGAAAUUGGGGGUCAGUGUUCUGGUUCUAAAUAAAGUCUGAACCCACAGAGAUCGAGUGGAGGAAGAAGAAACUGAAGGAAGAAGACGAGUUUGAAGAUCUGACAGAGGAGGCCAAGACGCUGCAGGAGCAGGAGCUGGAGAAGGUUCAACACAUGAACACACACAUGCACGCACGCACGCACACACACACACACACACACACACACACACACUGGUUUCACUGGUUUUUCUCCUGGUUCUGAGUCCAGAUCAAGUCCAAUCUGGGUCGUCUGAUCCUGAAGGAGGAGAAGGAGAAAGCGGUUCAGUUCCGGAGGAAGACCCAGUCCCUGCCCGACAGAACCCACAUGCACACCAGUAAGUCCAGAUCCGGUUCUCUUCAGGGUUUAGGUCCAGGUUCAGGAUGACCCGGAUCUCAACAGCGCCCCCUUCUGUUCCCUGGUUUGUCUGCAGGUUUGUCUGCGAGUGCGUCCAAGUCUCCUUCACACUCAGGAUCGGGACUGACCCGGGUAAGUGACGCUGUAGACCUGAACCAGCAGAGUCCAUGUGGAGUUUGUCCUGUAGGGGGCGCCAAAGGAUCAGAAUGCUCAUGUCAGCAGAGUCUGAACUUGGGUUUUCAGUCACUCUGAGUUACAGCUGAUGUUAGAAUCCAGGAGCUCACGAAGGGCAGUUACGCAGUUUUUUCUAGGUCUGUAUAUUUAUUUGUAUCUAUUUAUUUAGCACAGGUUAAAAACAGUGCGGACUGAGGCUGAUAGGCUGAUACAGAGUUCCACUCCCAUCAGGGCAGUGAAGGUGUAGGGUGGAAACAACAAAGUAAUUAGGACAUAGACAGGUUAUAAAUAUACAAUGAUUAGGGAAAGGUCAGAACAUAUACAAACUGUCAUAAAUAGAACACAGACUAAUCAUCAACCAGAGAUAGAGACAAUUUAAGUAUUUAUAGAAAGGAAAGAAACAUGAACACAACAGAGAAUGACGUGUUUAAGACAUGAUUAGAUGAGAUUUCAAUGAUAUUUUAAAGGAUUUGAAGGAUACUAUUGAUUUUAGAGAUCCAUCCAGAUUAUUCCACAGUUUCGGAACUCUAAAAGUGAUGUUAGACUGAUGAGAAGAAGUUCAACAGAAAGGUAACUGAAGAUGGGCAUUUUGUCUUGUUGAGUACGGGUGAAGGUUGGAUGAAAAGGUAAAAAAGUUUCUGAAGGAGUCAGGAAGGUCUUGUUUGUUAUUGAUGAACUUGUGGACAAACAUAAAAGAGUGAAAGACAUUGAGUUUGUCGAUGGGUAAGACGGAGUAUUUAGAAAAGAGAGGUGCAGAAGGUUCAUGUCUGCUGGAUCGAGAUAUCAUUCUUAACCCUCACAUACUGUUCAAAUCCUGUACCCUCACAGUAUGUUCCGGGUCAAAAUUGCCCCUUCAAAGAGUUCAAAGAGCAGCUUUCUGUCACAGAAAGUUCUCUUGACUAGUUAGGUCAUUUUGACCUCUAAGUGUGUUUGUGUGACUGUAUGUCUGUGUGCAUGCAUGCGUGUGUGUGUGUUUCUGUCAAGGUAAUGAUAGUUUCAUAAUGAUUUGAAUAUAUCUUUUUGAACAACAAACCUUAUAUUGAACACUGUUGUUACUGUUUGACACUUGUCCCACACUGCUAGAUCUAAAAUCCAUCUAAAUAUAGAUACGGGUCAAAUUUGACCCGUAACUGCCUUAGAGGGGAAAAAUUUGUAGCACAUAAACAAAAAUACACAUGAAUAUUUUUUAAUUAAUUUCAUGUAUUUUGGGCAACUUCAGGAAAAGUCAUCAAGUUUCAGGCUUAAAGAAUGACGUUUAGGGUAUUUUUACUGCUGUUAAAAGUCAAAACGGGUCAAAUUUGACCCAAACAAUAUGUGAGGGUUAAGAAUCUUUUCUGGAUAAAUAAUAUUUUCUUGAGGUGAGUUGGAUACGUCGCACACCAUCCAAUAUUACAAUAGUUCAUAUAAGAAAAUAGAAAGCUAUAAUACAAAGACAAGUGAGCAGAGGGAUUGAUCAGGGGACAGACCUUAUUGAUUAUACUGAGGCUCUUCAUUGACCUUUUGUUCCACUGAGACGCACAUCAAGGACAACACCCAAAAAAGUGGUGUGGGGUACUUGAGAGAUUUCAGUACCAUUAACUGAUAUUUUGGAUAAGAUUGGUUUUUGUUGCCGAAGAUCAUGAAGUUCCAUUUGUUUAUAUUAAGAGUUAAUUUAUUAGUCAGAAACCAGGUAGCAACAGAAGAUAAUUCAUCAUUCCACACGAGUGAUGAGAGUCUCAAAGUCUGCAUGAAUAUCUAUGAAACAGGUGACAUCAGGAAAUGACGAGGGGAGAAGCUUAUUACAGGGCAGAGGCAAGACCUGGUCUGCUGUGGGUUCAGAGCAGACUCUGAACUCCUCUCUGAGGGUCUAGACCUCUAAAGGUGGUUUCUGUUGUUUUUUCAGAUGCAGUCUGCAGAGUUCUCCACAGACCGGGACAAAGGACAGCCAGGUAAGACUUCGACUGUUCUAAUCCUGACCUGAGAGACCUCAGGUUAGACCAGAGACAGGAGGAACAUGUGACAAAAACCACCAACUUUAGAUGUUAGGGUUAGACUUUAGAGUCCUGAAGGUCCGGACCUGCAGAACUCUGCCCGUCUGACCCCCCCCCCCCUUUUUGUGUCUUUACAGGUUCUCACGUAAGUCCACUUCAGACCUGAAUCUCAGACCGGAUCAUCUGAAGAGUCUCUGAAGACCUGAUUGAGCUUCUCUGUCAGAACCUUCACGGUCCUGAGAACCUGAAGUGGACUCUUGUUUGUGGUUUUUCUGCAGAAUGGAGAGUCCAGAAGGGACCGGAUGGACCGAGGAAACUCUCUGCCCAGUAUCCUGGAGCAGAAGGUCAGGUUCUGCAGGUUCUGAAGGUCCAUCAGUACCAACGCAGUUCACACAAUUUACACACAUAUUAAACACACUCUUGGUUUCCAGUUCAACCAUAGACUGACUGAUCAAGAAUGGACGCCAUCUGCCUCCUCUCUGGGUGGAGUCACUCUGAGAACAGCGCCCUCUGGUGACGGGCUGCAGUAUAAGUCAUAAAUCCUGCCUCCGCCAGCAGAGCUUAUUAUUAGGGUUAUUAGGGUGUUUGUGUUUUCUAUGAUUGACACUUGAUACAGCCUAUGGGCGUACCAAGAUUGCAUAACUCAUCCGGGGGAUACGCUGUUUGAGCCAAGCGUCAUCACAGCGACUCUCCCACUGAAUGCGUACAAAGCUGCUGCGCAAUGUUUGUUUCAGGAAAUGGAGAAAACCCUGAAAAUACAAAGAGCUUUUCGGCAUCAGAUUCGUACAAUGACAGGAGGUGGAGCCAAGUUGUCCAAAGUAUAUACAGUCUAUGUUUUUAAACAGACGCUCAUUCUCCUCUGCUUUCAGAUUUAUCCCUAUCAAGCUCUGAUUGUGACCCACAGAGGGCGCUGUAAGCUGCCGCCAGGAGUGGACCGCACUCGCCUUGAGGUCUGUGUGUGUGUGUGUGUUUAUCUCCUUAAAUAAAGGAGGAGUCAUCUGACCUGUAAUGAGGUCUGAUGAAAACAGUAAGUCCUUCUGCCUUGAGUCCGAUUUUGAUGCCACCUUUGGUCCUGAUUGGACCCUGAAGAGGUCAUUUAGGACAGUGGUUCUCAACUGGUGGGUCCUGGCCAAAAGUGGGUCAUGAACAGCUGGUCAAAAAAGUAAAUAUUUAAUGCCCAUCUGAUGUUUGACAUGUCUUUUAUUUUGAAAAAUAGCUUAGUUUGGCGUGAUUUGAUAAUUUCUGUAUUUGUAACUUCAGUAGUUGUCGUCCUCGGGUCAUGUGCUCUGAAAUGCACUUAACUUAAUAAAACAGAUGGAUUUAUGUUAAAGAUUUGAGUCUAUAAAGGUUUUUUUUUCAUAUAAAAAACAAAUUUUCUUGGUUUGAAUUUUAUUAAAGUGGGUCGGGUCCGAAGGAUAAUGGGAAAAUGUGGGUCCCAGAGUGAGACCAGUUCAGAACCACUGGUUCACGAGGAAUGCAGGUCUAAACCUUCUUCUUCUUCUGUCCUCAUAGAAACACCUCUCUCCCGAACAGUUCCAGGAGGUGUUCGGGAUGCCGAUCGCUGAGUUUGACCGCCUCUCCCUGUGGAAACGAAAUGACCUGAAGAAGAAAGCUUCGCUUUUCUAACAGGAAGUGACCUCAUGCCUCUGAAAUACUUGAAGGAAGGAUGAGGAGUAAACAUCGACCAAUAAGCCGAGUGAUACGUCACCUUAGUCCACGCAAACACGCCCACCAUCUUACUAACUAAUCAAGCCCCUGGAUGUGUGCUGGCCCCGCCCCCCUGAGGAUCAGAGUUAACUGAAGGCUGGCCCUGAUUAACCCUUUACUCUGACUAACUCCGCCCACUUGACGCACUGACACUCAGAUUACCUGUGCUGCACUUAUAAUAAUCACCACUGCUAGCAGAUCAUCUACGUGUCCUUCAUCAUCAUCGUCAUCAUCAUCGUCAUCUUCAUCGUUUAGUUUCACUGAGCUCCAGAGGUCUGAUUGGAUGGUCCGGUUCGUACGUCAGCAGCUAUCUCCUGGUUUCACUGAGCUGGUUAGCUAGCUGUGCUCACUAACUUCCUGUCCUUCACGUGUUUAUGUUCAAAUGUAAGCCGCUCUGUUAUUUGCCAAAUCAUGCUAGCUUUAUAAAGGAACAUAUUUGUUUUGUUGACGCAUUUAAGAGUCUGCAGGAGUUACAAGUAUUUCAUUGAGACUGAACAAUAAAAGCGUACCCUGAACCUUUUAGCUAGCUCCGCGUUUUAGCUAGCUUCGCGUCUGACGAGUCUCAGUUUCACAGUAAACCGUCGGUCACUCAGAGUUUUUACUCUGGCAAGUUUGGCAGUUUGAAGAUAGAAAGGAAACUGAUUUUAAAAUCAUCAUUUGUUUAUUUCAUUUACUACUGAAAACCAAAAAAAUCAAAAUGUCCUUAAAAUUUAACAAAUAUAUUUAUUUAUCUCAUUUGAUACAUUAGAUGUUUUUGGAAAAUGAUAAACUACAAGAGGACAUUUUGAUCAUUUAUUGGACUGUAUUCAGGUGUUUUUUUUUAAAUUAGUUAUUCAUAUUGGUUUGAGAGAAGAAUAUAAAAGUAUGUAUCAAAAAUGAUACAAAAGGCAUUAAAGGGUUAAGUUUUCUGAUUUAACAUCCUGAUGCAGAUUUUCAGUGAGUCUCAGUAUUACUGUAAAAGUGUUUCACAGAGAGUUCACUUGAACUAAAGAAGUAAAUACCUGCCAAACAGAUUUUCUCGACAUUGACAAGUCUGAAGUUCGCUGAAAUAACAUCCUAUUGAAGAUUUAAAUAGAGUCUCAGUUUUAUUGUAAAAUAUAAAGUUAUUAAGACACUCUGACUCACUACAGCUACACAGACCUGAAAACUCAAUUCUUGAAUUGCUGAAACAUCGUCUCCAUGUGGAUUUCUUGUCAGUCUCAGUUUUACUGUAAAUAGUGAGUCACACUGAGGCUUCACUCCGACUCUAUGAACCUAAAAAAAAGGACAAAGACAUUUACUUGUGAUUUUCCAGCAAUAAAACAGUCUUAAGUUUGUAGAAAAAACAAGAACACAGAAUUUCAGUGAGGCUCAGUUUGACUGUGAACUGUCGGUCACACUCAGCCUGAACAACUACAGAUCUCUGGUGAGUUUAAAGGUGUAUAAACCUGAAACUGAAGUUCUGAUGAUUUUCUCCUCAUUAACGGAUCUUCAGUUUUCUAAAAUAACAGCAUCAGGUCCAGAUCAGUCCAGAGUCAAGGUUCAUCGGGUCUGUCCUUAAAAAAAAGAAAAAACUUUUUCUAAAAUGUUCAGAUUCAGAUUUCUUUUAAAUCUAAACCCCUCUUUGUCAGACUUUGUGAAAUAUGGUAGAGCUUCCCACCACCGUGCGGCGCCAAUGAGCCAGUGACUGACCUGUACUGCAGUGAGGGUACUCUGGGUUUACUCACUGGACCUGCUCUGACGGGGUACAGUAGAUCUGAAGUCUUCUGUGACGGCCCUCCAUGGACAGGGUUUUCUCCUAGACUUCUGUAAAGUCAGACAGACAGGAGUCGCCCCCUGGUGGACAUUAGGAAGGCUACAGGUCAGAGACUGUGGUGUCGCUCACAGAGCUUUAAAUAAUCGAACGUUCAGCUCGAAUUUCUCGAUUCUUUGUCCUCAGACUCGUUAGUCUUACUGUAAACCAGCUUCUUGAUACCAGUGCUUAUCAGAUCACCAAACAUAAACCGACUUCCUGCCUCAGUCCUCUGGUGUCUCUGCUUUAACUUGAACGACAGCAGAUCAAUGUCACGUAUUGAACAUGUAUUGAUUGUAAGAUCUAUUUAUUAAGUGAAGCUUUUAUUUAUUUCAGGAUUGUGAUUUUUACGCCACUGUUUUUGUGACUGUGAGCUCAUGUUUGAAAGACUUUAUUAUUAUUAUUAUUAUUAUUGAUGUACAGUCGUAAUUUUAACGAUUUCCUCCUUCAAUAUUCCCACAGACCUCGUUAAAGGAGCCGUCCGUACUAUUGAACAUGUUAGAGUCUUUGUCUCUGCCGUCGUCUUUAUGCUUUUAUUUUUGUGACACCUUCAUAACAUCCGGUCCUCGUUGUUUCUGUUCAAAGACGAAAAGAAGUGAAAUAAAAAACAAGAGAAAAAGA
This is a messenger RNA of Xyrichtys novacula (pearly razorfish), 31285 nucleotides long. Lineage: Eukaryota; Metazoa; Chordata; Actinopteri; Labriformes; Labridae. The record is from the annotation of a GenBank genome assembly.